UAAGCGUGGUUAUGUCGAAACCAUUGACGAUAGGCUGAAUAAGGUAUUUUCCGGCGGAUGGAGCAAGAACGCAGCCCUUUGUACCUUUUUGCCUCGUAGGAUCGAGCAAGUGUUGACGAAAUAUUUUGAAGGAGCCGAUGCGCCGCAAUCGAAAAACCUCAAUAACAAAACCGAACGUGUUGUCAAUGGACCUGAGAUGGGAGUUUAUGAUGCAGUGAAUAUGUCCAAGAAUUUAGAAAAGAUAGAUGUUGUCGCGUUGUCAGAAUCGAUGAACUCGUUGACAGUGAAAAACAACACUAGAUAUUUCACCAUCAAUGAUGAUGCUGAUAAGAAUGCCACGCCUGAAAACACUGGAGAUGCCAUGACGGAAAUUAAGGAGAUGGCGGAAUUCCUAACAUCGGAACCGCCUCUUCCAGAAGUAUACAAAGGCUCCCGGGAACUUCCCGAGGAAGAUCUGAUCAAUCAUUUGGUAGACAAAUACCGCCGUCAUGGUUUCGCAUCAAAGGCUCCAUUGAUACACAUACCCACGUUCCUUAAACAACUUAGAGACAAACACAACCCGCCUUCCAUCUUUUUACUGAAUAGUCUGAUGGCCGUAUCCAGCUUCUACACGGACGACGAGAGGGUGCUUAAGUCGGGCAAUCCGGAGACUGCCGGCGAAAUAUUCUUUGAACGUGCCAUCGCAUUAAAUCGUGACUGUUCCAAGUGGAAUAUCAGUGAAUUAGAGAAGGCGAUGAGAGUGAGGGUUUUCUGGUCUGUCAUGAACGCUGAGAUUAUCUCAUGCGCCUCAUUUGGGAAACCUUUGCCCGUCUAUGAUUACAACACCCCAUAUCCAUAUCCAAUUGAAGAGGAUGAAAAUCCACAGGAAAUCGUUAAUUAUAUGCACUAUUCGAAGUUGAUACAUAUUUACGGAAACACUCUACACUCAAAGCCUUACUUCUCACAUCCUGCAUCGUUUCGUAACACUCUGCCAGCUGUUGAGGCUGCAUUGCGUAAAUGGUCGUUGGACUUACCUCAAAACUUGCAAUUUAAUCUCUCUGCCGCCGGUGAUCCGGAUCCUUCUACUCCAUUUUACACUGCCUUUAUAAACCAAAUCUACUUUGCGAUAAUUAUCUCACUUCACAGACCUUAUAUAAAUUCCGAUCAAUACCCGAACAUUGAUUCUCGUAAAAAAUGCAGAGAGGCGGCUAUUAACAUUACCAAGCUUUCAGCUUACAUGAAUAUUAAAGACCGGUCGUACGUAUAUGCAAAGAUGUCUCGCCUCUUUCGAAAAAUUUGCGAGGAGUUGUAG
This is a messenger RNA of Acaulospora colombiana, 1291 nucleotides long. Lineage: Eukaryota; Fungi; Glomeromycota; Glomeromycetes; Diversisporales; Acaulosporaceae. The record is from the annotation of a GenBank genome assembly.